CAUCAGAUAACAGACGGCGGCACAAGCUGCAAAAACGACGCUCCAUGCAUGCAGCCCAGUCCGAUCCCUGUGUGUUGCCUAGCAGGCCAGAUCUCAAUCAAACAGGCCCUAAAUCACAGGUCUGUUUCCAUCGGUCCGUCCAAUGGUCAGACGUCAGCAUCUCCGCCUGCAGUGCCGUCCCUCUCGUCUCGUCUCUCUUCUCAGGCGCCACGCAAAACGGACUCCGCGCUUUUCCCUCUCCGGAUCCGGCUCCGGCGAAGCAGCGGGAGCCACAGCCACCGAUGCUCCGGGCCGCGACGGUGCAGGCGCGUCUCCUCCUCCUAUCGCGCUCCUACGUAGGGCAGGCAAAGGCAGCUUCUAGCUGGCCUCUCGUCCGCAGGAAGCCUUCGCGUCUUGGAUCUGUACGCCCUUUCUAUCAGAUGGACACUAGAGGGCAAGACGAAAAUAAAAUUUUGACUGCAAGAGGGUGCCAUAGCUCCCCUGAGAGUCAAGAAUUAGCAAUGAAAAGCUGUGUUCCAUGCAACUCUAAGGAUUUACAUCCCAUGUCAGAAGAUUCUGCUAAAAAGUUGCUUGAACAGGUGAAUGGUUGGGAACUCAUUACUGAAGGUGAUGUUCUGAAAUUACAUAGAGCAUGGAAGGUGAAGAACUUUGUUAAAGGACUUGAGUUCUUUCAACUUGUUGCUGCUAUCGCUGAGGAAGAAGGUCACCAUCCAGAUCUUCAUCUUGUUGGUUGGAAUAACGUGAAAAUUGAUGUUUGGACUCAUUCUGUCAGAGGUUUAACGAGUAAUGAUUUCAUCCUUGCUGCGAAGAUCAAUGAUCUCACAUUAGAAGGCAUUAUAAGGAAGAAGAAAACUACAUAGCUAAUGUCUCAGAAGUAACUCAGAUCGGUCGAUCCAAGCAGUCCUGUUUUAUGUACUCCACUCAAAAUAUGUAACUCGUAUUUGCUUGGGAAAAUGUAUACAGCGUUCAAAUUUCGAGGUCGUCUCACCUGAGUAUGAGUUUAUGUACUCCACUUCAAUAGCUUAUUGUUCUUUGCUA
Sorghum bicolor (sorghum) is the source of this 1038-nucleotide messenger RNA. RefSeq lists its product as uncharacterized. Gene Ontology annotation, biological process: tetrahydrobiopterin biosynthetic process. NCBI's taxonomy places the organism in Eukaryota, Viridiplantae, Streptophyta, Magnoliopsida, Poales, Poaceae. Bases 45 to 860 code for a protein of 271 amino acids. The record is from RefSeq and is a predicted model, not a curated record. Gene Ontology annotation, cellular component: mitochondrion. The transcript is spliced from 7 exons. Gene Ontology annotation, molecular function: 4-alpha-hydroxytetrahydrobiopterin dehydratase activity.